This is a messenger RNA of Photinus pyralis (common eastern firefly), 5297 nucleotides long. RefSeq lists its product as uncharacterized. The transcript has 11 exons. The record is from RefSeq and is a predicted model, not a curated record. The coding region runs from base 515 to 4594 and encodes 1359 amino acids. Gene Ontology annotation, biological process: proteolysis. Gene Ontology annotation, molecular function: protein binding; serine-type endopeptidase activity. NCBI's taxonomy places the organism in Eukaryota, Metazoa, Arthropoda, Insecta, Coleoptera, Lampyridae.
UUCCCUUUUCUUUUCCUCUUGUAGGAUCAAAGGAUUCGCUGUAUAUGGUUCGUUUUUGCAUUUUAUUGUGCCUGUACCGCUUCAUUAUGUAAUUGGGAAUGAACACUUUUAAAAGGCCAUGGUAAAUUAAAUCUUCUGCGUCUGUUCGUUGUACCUCGAAGGAGAUGAACGAAAUUAAGAUUUAAAUUUUUCGUAAAAGACCAGAACGGAAGUUCGUACAGGAAACAAGGUGCGAGGAGCGGUACUUGCGAAGUUACAGGUGUAGAAGGAACAGCGUGGGGGCUUCUUAGAUUUACUAGCAUUCAGACACGCUGCCGGUACCGUGUUCUUCAGACGAUGAGCACCUGUAUCUAAAUGCCACUAAAGUGGUGAUGACGAUGACUUGUGACAAUAUAUUGACUGACUGUCAUAUUAAGUAAAAUUUCGCGCAUCAAUUAUAGAAAAUUCGUGACAAAUGUAAUUAAUUUGUUUACUAAUUUUGUGUGAUAUGGAUAUUUAAUUAGUUUUAAUUGGUAUGGAGUCGUUCUGUGCUUCUGCUCCUCGCUCGAAACGUCGUGCUGCGUUGACAUCCAGCAGUUUCUAUCAAACUUCUCCCUAUAGUAGAAAUCUGAGACAAAAUGAAUAUAGCUUACCAAGUCGAAGUCACCACAAUCCAUUUGUGUGGCACCAAAGAACGCAUUUGAAUAAUGAAAAACCUAAAAGCAAGGUAACAUCGGUUGCACUAGCAGCUGCCGCAUUUUUGGUGUUUGUAACCGUUCUUUCCAUAGCAGGAUUAGCUCUUUACAUGGGUGUGUUACGUAGUGAAGCACCUACUCAAUUGCUAACGUUCAACUGUAGCGCCAAAGUUCUUAGAGGCGAUCGAUUUCUUAACAAUCUUCAAGAUAAGGCACGAAAAUAUAAACAGCAAUUAGAAGCACUAUACCAUAGAAGCAGUAUAGGACCAGCUUUAGUAUCGUGUACAGUUGAGAAGUUUGGCGAUGACACCGUUACCAUAUACUUUAGAAUCUCAUUAAAUAGGAAAGCACUACCUAGGAGUAUAUCAAAUUUAGAAAAGGUCCUAAGAGACGCUCUUAUCAACGAUUCCAUUACAAGACGACCGAUAUUCAGGCACGUUCGUUUCGAUCCUAAAAGCAUACAAAUAAGGCAAACGCUGGACGUAGAAGCUGCCUCUCAAAAAGUGAUCACGAAAACAAAGGAAGGAGUUAAACCAAAAAAUACGGUCUUAUUAAAGCCAAAUCAAAGAACCAACACAAGCGCACUAAGUAAUGUACCUAAUACAAAGCAAACCAAUCCAGAUGAUACUGUACCGAAAAAACCUUCUCUGCAUGGAUCGUUCGAAAUAAGCAAAACUGACGCCGAUAUAACAGAAAAAAAGAAUGCUAGAACGACAACUACAUUGAAACCAAAGUGGACUACUGGAACCAGUAUCCCUAAACUUACUUAUGUUACUAGUCACUUGUUCCAAGUCGCAGCAAUUAGCACAGAGACUGUAAAAACCACCUCACAGAAAACACCCAGCUCGACAACGGAAUCUCCAAAAACUAGUAUUGUAACAACAACUUCACCUGAUGCACUUACAACUAGUAAAAGGUUGCAAUCUUCUAAUCUUUAUUUUUUUACAAUUCCCUCGCACUCGUUGGACAAAGAACCUUGGGUUCCCAUCCAAGGAACAUCAACACAAAACAAUACUUUCCCCAAAGUGGAAAUAAAGUCUCAAAUUGAGCUGCUAAGAAACAAACCGGUCUACACAAGCUUCACAAAUCCCGGCCUUUCUUACCAUUCCACUCAACUAGAAAGGUUGGGCGCUACAGAAAUUGUUGGACAUCCCUUACCGGUGGACAAAAUUGCAGCAGUCACUGAAACGCAUUUCAUUACAACAAGUUCAGAAGAUGAAGAAGUUGUAUCUACCACAAAAAGAAGAGACUUUGACAGAGAAGACAUGCAGGUUUCCGAAGACCAAUCGGGAGCUUUCGUGGAAGUUGAAACUUUGAAACAUGUACCUGGAGCCAGUGUAAAUAAUACAAACGAAACUGAUACCUUUCCGCGUUUGAGUUGGGAAUUACUAAAUGGAACAGGAUCGCAAUCGUUUAGUGAACCCGAGAAUACCUUGAUGAAAACUAAUUUAAAACACAACGAAACGAAUAUGUCAAUUUUCCGUAACCUAGCGUCCUCUGUUUUAAGUACCACAACCAUUUCAUCCACUAUACCACAAACACCCAGGGACAUACCCUCCAGUACACUUAAAGAACACACUGAAGCUGAAGGCUUUGUAGAAGGCCACGCUGAAGUUGUAGAAGUAGAAGAAGAUGCAAUUACACUAGAGUCUCGGCCUUCUACCAAAGUUCCUUUAGUAACACUUCUGCCCGUCAAAUCAAACUCCGGAAUUUCAAGACCAUUACGUCCUCGUCCACAAAAACCAGCAAACCAAACUGAUUCGGUGGAAAACCGUAGCUUUCCCAGCGACCCUUUUAUAAAAAACGUCAACUCCGACGUACCUCGAUCACCUAUCAAAUUUAUACACACCGAAGUUGUAACAUCGCUCAGCACGGAAAUCAGUAGAGGGAAAAUAAGCAAAAGUCCCGUAAACGAUUUUAAAAUUUCCGGAGUUCUAAAUUUUGAAAAGGAGCACGAAUCGUUAACGAGAGAUGAUUCAGUCGCGGAAGCCGAAGUUAAUAGGAACCCUAAAAUGGACCCCAAAGAAUCCCACGCCAACAAAGAACUGGAGAUGUCGAUAUUUAGCGUGAAUUCGUCAGUUUCCAUUGGGAAAAGUGGCACCCAAAUUAAAAUUCUUUCCGAAGAUAAAUUGAAACAACUUUCGGAAAUCAGCAAACUUCGUUCAAAUAUCAGUCAUGACGAGGACGCGCCUGUGAUAUCAAACAAAGCAAUAUCCGCUAGUUACACUCAUAAUCAAGCAGGAUUGAAGAUACUUACAAAAACGUUAAACAAAGUUUCGGUUUUUUCUAAAGAAGACGAGCACAAAUCUGCGUUUGGUGGCAAUACUGUUUCGACAAACACAACGGAAUGUAGUAACUACACGAUUAAAUGUGGAGACGGACAGUGCCUGCCGGACACCACGAGGUGCAACCAACUAGUCGACUGCAAUGAUGGAACCGACGAAAAGAAUUGCACAUGUGCAGAUUAUCUAAAAUCUCAAUACCUCUUACGAAAAAUUUGCGAUGGUGUCGUGGACUGUUGGGAUUUUUCUGAUGAGAAUCUUUGUGAUUGGUGCAAACCUGGCCAAUACGUUUGUGCCAAUUCCAAGUUUUGUAUAGACACAGCGAAACUCUGCGACGGUUCAAGAGAUUGUCCCAAUGGAGACGAUGAAAGGCAUUGCGUAACUGUUGCUCCAACUUUAAAGGCGGCAAACGAAUAUCCAUAUUACUCGGAAGGAUAUUUGUUGGUGAGAAAGUAUGGACGUUGGGGUAAAUUGUGUAUGAAUAACGAAGACAGUGCAUUGAGGUUUGCUGACUUAGGCCAAGCAGUGUGUAACUCGCGAACUUAUAAAAAAUUGGAUGUUCUCAAAAUUGAUAAUGACACAGAUUCGGAUCAUAAGACGGAGAAGAAAUAUUUCGAACUUGCCGGUCAAAUGGUGAACGUUCCAAAAUCAAACUUAACUUUCAACGAGAACGAGUGUCCAAGUAAACGGGUGAUGAAGAUACGUUGCAACGUGCUGGAAUGCGGAACACGUCCCCAAGCAGUUAACCAAUUGGCUAGGCGUAUGUACAGGAUUGUGGGCGGAGGUAAUGCCGGGUUAGGAUCGUGGCCGUGGCAAGCUGCUUUAUACAAGGAGGGAGAAUUUCAAUGUGGUGCUACGUUGCUAACAAGCCGUUGGCUUCUUUCCGCUGGGCAUUGCUUUUUUCAUUCACUGGAAGAUCAUUGGGUCGCAAGAAUGGGAACUUUAAGAAGAGGUACGGCGCUACCCUCGCCAUAUGAACAGUUGCGCCCUAUUACACAAAUUAUAUUACAUCCUGGAUACGUUGACGUUGGCUUUAUUAACGACAUAUCGUUGCUUCAAACGGAAACUCCACUAAUUUUUAGUGAUUACGUCAGGCCCAUAUGUCUGCCUGUGUCAGAUAGUGAACUUAAGGACAACAGAAUUUGUACCGUUAUCGGAUGGGGUCAGCUUUUCGAAGUUGGACGAAUUUUUCCUGACACGCUACAGGAAGUUCAAGUGCCAGUCAUUUCAACGUCGGAGUGUCGAAAGCACACUUUAUUCUUACCAUUGUACAAGAUCACUGACGAUAUGUUUUGCGCUGGUUAUGAUCGUGGUGGAAGAGAUGCUUGCCUUGGAGAUUCAGGGGGGCCGCUUAUGUGCUCAGAGCCUGAUGGUAGAUGGGUGCUAUAUGGCAUAACGAGCAAUGGAUACGGUUGUGCACGAGCAAAUAGACCUGGGGUAUACACAAAGGUAUCAAAUUACCUACCAUGGAUACGAUCGCAUAUAGACGACAAUGAGAAAACUUUAUCUCCAACUACUAAAAAUACAUGUCAGGGGCAUAGGUGUCCCUUAGGAGAAUGUUUGCCUAAAAGUAGACUGUGCAAUGGAUACAUCGAAUGCAGCGAUGGAAGCGAUGAAAAAGACUGCCCAGAAAAUUAGGAUACGUAGUGCAAUACGAUGGUGCUGUGAAUUGUGAUAUUGCAAUUAAGCAUUUGUGGGCCUCGCGGCUAAGGGAUGGACUUUUAGUAGAAUGAUUAUUUAAGUGCGUGAUUGCGAUUUAUCUUUAAUUGCCAAAUUUUGUAAAUAGACAUAGUUCGUGUUUGGAGCCAAAUACAAUACAGAUCAGCCUUGUUCGAGCAACGUAGCAACACAACAAAGUUGUAUUCCAAACCCAAUCAAGACGUUGCACUUUAUAACAAUAAAAAGGAGGCUGAACUACAUUUCCAUAAACAAUAUUGUAUGUUUAUAAAAGUUCGAUUUGUGCUUAAUACAUAAGGCGAAAUUAUAGCAAACAAAGUUUUACCGGAAAAUAGAAUGAUAGCCUUAAUUUUGUAAAAAGGACUUUCGGUAAAUAGCCGAUGUUUAUCUUUUCCCAAAUAAAAAAAAUGAAAUUGCAAAAGACUACCCGGUAUAGAAGGGGUUUUUAGAGAGAUUUCGCAAAAGUCCGUCCGUCUGUCCCGCAUGUUAUAUACCUGAAGGAACCUAAGUAGGUACCUAAUUAUUUCAAGUUUCAUGUCUGAUCUAUUCGACAUAGUCUUUCAUUUAACAAAGAUAGUCAUAUUAACGCUUAUGUAUAAAUCAAUUGUGGUUAAAAAUCGGUCAAAGUUAAAUAGUAAUAAUAUAAAAUACAGUAAAUCGGUUA